UUGAGAACGAGAACCGGAAGCACACUAGUAGAUGCAGCACGUGUGUGUUCUUCAGAGAAACAACAAUCGUUGAGGGAACUUGUUAAAGUUUCUGUCUUUAUUUUUAUUCUUGUAAAUAUGACCAAGACGAAGAAAGAGAAGAGUGCUGCCGAGGAGGAGACGGGAGGGACGGAGAAAUCCUACCAGGAGUUACUAGCUAAUAUAAACCCCAUAGCUAACCCGCUGGCCUCGCGCAAAUUAAGCAAGAAGUUGUACAAGUGUGUGAAAAAAGCGGCCAAGCAGAAACAGAUCCGCCGAGGAGUGAAAGAAGUACAGAAAUUCAUCAACAAGGGAGAAAAGGGGAUUGUGGUCCUCGCCGGAGAUACGCUUCCAAUUGAUGUGUACUGCCACUUACCCAUCAUGUGUGAGGACAGAAAUCUGCCCUAUGCUUACAUUCCAUCGAAAGUGGACCUGGGAUCCUCAGCUGGUUCAAAAAGGCCCACUUGUGUGAUCAUGAUCAAACCACAUGAAGAAUACAAGGAGGCUUAUGAUGAGUGUCUGGAGGAAGUUUCUGCUCUGCCCAAGCCUUUAUGAGUUUCUGCUUGUUCUGCGUGAACAUGCACACUGUAUGUGACUUAGACAUUAAGUCAUUAUUGAAUUGGUGGGAUGUUUAGAAGUUAUACCACCUAAUUCACUUCCUCUGUGCUUCAUGGACUAUUGAAGGUUGUUGAUUUGGUCAAUGACCUCAGGUUUUCUCGUAUGAUCAGCAGAAAUAGUGACCGAUUCAUUUUUAUAUAUAUAUUUUUUUUGGCUGAAACAUGGGUUGAAUCUGUCCUCUUGUAUUAAGAGUGUUUGUUUUGUCACUAUUUUCAGCAUCUGUUUUAGAUUAUUGCUUUUAUUUGGAAGAAUAUCUUAUUGUUUUUGGACUGUUGGGCCUUUUGAGAAGAUAUGUAGGAAAAUCUUCAAAUCGGUGCUUUCUAAAACACGUUAAUUAACUUUAACUCUUGUGCAAAAAAAAUGGCCCAUGGUUAUGCCAGCACAUUGUUGAUUCGAAGUAGGGGGCAGUACAUGUAACACAUUUUGACAGGUUGCCCAUAAUCUGUCCAUCAUCUGUGUUAACUGUGAAAGCUGAGUGUAAUAACAUCGCUAUAAAGUGUAAGAAAAAUAAAUCAACUCAUUGUUUGUU
Molecule: messenger RNA, 1165 nt
Organism: Hemibagrus wyckioides
Lineage: Eukaryota; Metazoa; Chordata; Actinopteri; Siluriformes; Bagridae
Gene: nhp2
Product: NHP2 ribonucleoprotein homolog (yeast)
Exons: 4
Coding region: 118-573 (151 amino acids)
Biological process (GO): snRNA pseudouridine synthesis; rRNA pseudouridine synthesis
Cellular component (GO): box H/ACA snoRNP complex; nucleolus
Molecular function (GO): box H/ACA snoRNA binding
Source: RefSeq, a predicted model, not a curated record